Molecule: messenger RNA, 3843 nt
Organism: Eupeodes corollae
Lineage: Eukaryota; Metazoa; Arthropoda; Insecta; Diptera; Syrphidae
Product: tetratricopeptide repeat protein 37
Exons: 14
Coding region: 111-3806 (1231 amino acids)
Cellular component (GO): Ski complex
Molecular function (GO): protein binding
Source: RefSeq, a predicted model, not a curated record
CAUAAAUAUAGUUUUCGUUUUUUGUGUUUAUUAAGUCGCAUUCUCUUAUUAUCAAUUAAAAAGCAUUAAAAAUACUGUUUUAUUCGUAGAUAAAAAACAAAUAAAUAAUCAUGGACGCGAAACAACUCAAACAAUCAUUGAAAGAAGUCCGUGAUGCUAUAAAAAAUGGAAAUAACCCCUUGGCCAUUCAGAAAUGCCAGGAAAUCCUCCAAGCUGAUCCUAAGAACUACAUGGGUCUUAUAUUGCUUGGAGCUGCAUAUCAAAGUACAGAUCAAAAUCAAGCAGCAAUACAUUUACGAAAAGCUGUAACCUGCUCCACAACACCCACUUUAGCUUUGCAGGGUCUAGCGAAUUGCGCUUCAAAAGAAGAACUUCCUGAAAUCUAUGAAAAACUUUUAGAUCUCGUUCCCGAGAAGUCAAUUGAAUACUACGAGAAAAUAUCAUCCAUUGGGAAAACUUCGCCGAAAGUCAUCCAAAAGUGCAUUGAAGUUCUUAAGAAAGCAGCUCUUGCCGCUCAAACAACAGACACCAAACAAUCGUCUUAUUUAAACUUGGCAAAACUUUGGGUUAUACAAGAUGACAUCGAUGAUAGUGAUCUGGAUUUAUUCAGAUCCUGUCUUGAAAUUGCCAUAGACGUCAGCGAUAGCAGUGAUCCUCGCAUGCAAAUUAAAUUCUUCCAGAGAUAUUUAAAGCUUCUUUAUAAGCAAAACGAUUUGGAAAAACUAUUAAAAACAUCCGAUAGCAUGUAUAACAUCUUUCCUGACGAACUUUGUUCUCUAGAGUGGAUCUGUAAGAUUUAUUGUGAGAAUUACUUAGCUAACCAGGAUGUUUUGUCAGCUCUGGAAAUGCCCAUUGACUUCUAUGCUGAGAAAUUGGAAAACCUCAAUAAACAAUCCAGUUUAGCUCUUCUCAUUAAAGCCAUUAAGGCAUUUGACUCAGAUCAAAUGGCCACAGCUAGAAGUUUGCUCAAUCAAGUAAAUCAGAUUCAGCCGGGCUACAAAGUGGCAAUGCAAUUAAUGGCCAACACGGAAAUAAAAAUUGGAGCGUAUACCUUAGCUGCCCCUAUUGUUAAAACUUUGGGCUGGGCAAAAGAGUAUGCAGUGUGCAUGUCGUAUUCUAGGAGUCCAGAUGACUUGAGGAAAGCCAUAGAAACACUCGUCACUGUUGAUCAAAGUGAAGAGGUUUUAGAUUCUCUGGCAAGGUGUUACCGCCGACUUGGCGAAGAGAAGAAGCUGCAGGGUCUCUCCUUGACUCCGCUUUUGGAAGCCAAGUAUAAGUUGUCACCAACAGAAGCUUUAGAAAAGUUAGGCAAUGAAGAAUCUUACGAAGUUCUGAUUUUGAAGGGAGAAAAGAACAUUUUGGUUCAAAACUACGAUUCUGCUUUGAUAUGUAUGCUCAAGGCUGCUCGUCUAAGACCAUACAGAGCUGAAUGUUUUGAAUAUCUAGGGAAAAUCUACUUGGCUUUGAAGGAUCAAACUCGAGCUAUUAAAUGUUUUGAAAAAUGCACAAGUUUAAAUAUUCUCAACGAAGCAGGUGUUGAUCUUUUAAGUUCAAUUUAUCUAGAAUCUGGAGAUGAAGAAUUUCAGGAAAAGAAUCUUAAACUUCUGUUGGCUGCCUUGGAAAAGAGUCCCACUGGAAUGUUAAAAUGGGCAUAUUUCAAAUUAGGAAUACAUUAUUUAACUGCUAAGGAUUAUGAUGGAGCAAUUAAUUCGUUUAGGGAUUCGUUAAAGUUUGAUGUUACUGCAAUCGUCUCUUGGGAGUGCUUGGGUGAUGCUUAUAGGGAGAGAGGGUCUUAUAAUUCAGCUGUCAGAGUAUUUCAGAAAAUUCUUGAUCUUGAUCCAGUAAACGUCUAUGCUAAAUUACAAGUUGCUUUGAUUAAUAUGACAGUUCGAAUGUAUACAGAAGCUAUUGAACAAUUUGACGAACUACUGGCUGAGCAUCCGGACUAUCUACCUGCCUUGAAGGGUGCUGCUGAAUCUCACAUUGGGUUGGCCAAUAAUCUAAAGCUUGAAAAACGUCUUGGUCGAUGCAAGCAUCAUCUUCAACAAGCUGUCAAAUAUUUAGAGAGAGCUUUUAUAAUUGGCAAAAUCGAUAUGGUCUGGUUGUGGCGACUGGUGGCGAGUACAUUCGUUCAAGUUGCAUUACUGCCCACAUCCAAGGCUCAUUUAGAAGUUUCUGGCAAAUUGGCAAAAAAAAGUGACGAUGAUAUAGUUGUGCUGGAUCGAAAGCAGUUAUUAGCUCUUGCCACAAGAUUUUAUACUUGUGCCUUGAAACUGACUGAGAACACAUUUCUGUGGUAUGAGCUGUCGAUUUGCGCAUAUUAUAGCGCCAAUUUUGAACCAAAUAACGAAGUCAAGCAUCUAGAUCUGGCAGUUAAGGCUUGUAAAAUGGCUAUAACUCAUCAGAGUGAUCGUUGGGAGAACUGGAAUGCACUUGGAGUUUUUAAUGCCCACAAAGCAAUCAACGACUUGCCCUUUGCGCAGCACUGCUUCAUCCAGGCUUUGAUGAUGGAUCGAAAGUCAUACACAACCUGGACAAAUCUUGGAGUGCUCUAUUUAAAGUUGAGUGAUAUUAAAUUGGCCAACAAAGCAUUCCAACGAGCACAGCAAUCGAGUCCAAUAUAUCCAAAUGCAUGGAUUGGUCAGGCGAUGAUAGCUGAAAUCAUUGCCGACGAAGAGGAGGCCCUUGAUCUUUUUAGACAUUGUCAGCAAUUUGAAUACCAUUUAGAAUCGACCAUUGGCUAUGCUCAUUGGGUGUGCAGUAUUCUCUGCGAUCCAGAGAAGCGCAAGGAAGCGAGAUUCAAACGAACAAUCGAUUUGAUGUUCGCCGGAACAGUUGCUCUGGAUGCGAUCAAUUGGUACUUUGCUGUUGAGGAGGACAACUGCUCCCCGGAAGCACUGUCCUAUCAAGGUUUUCUCAAUGCCCAACAUCAGCUUUGGCGUCCAGCUAUUCGUGGUUACUUACAAGCAGUAAAAACUGCAAACCCCGAUGCGAGAAAUAAGCUCUACACAAACUUGGGAUAUAUGUUCCUAAAGAACAAUGAGCCUGAGAAAGCAAUUGAUGCCUUUAAUUCAGUGUCAGAGGCAAGUUUCCAGCCGAUUGUUGGUCUGGCUUUGGCCUAUUUCCGAGCGGGACAGCAUCAAGAAGCCUAUUCCGUUUAUAAUUCGAUUCUCAAGAGUGUAGCUGGAAGCGAGGAAGAUAAAGCAGCUAUGAUUUUAGUGGCAAUGGCUUCGAUGGUGUAUUCCUCACAGGGUGAAGCUGAUACUAAGACUAUUCUAUACCAAUGUAUUCUCUUAAAGGACUCACCAAUUGAAGCUCUUUAUUCGGCCUGUGCUCUUGGGAUCCUCCAUCAUGACAAUCAACUGACUGAGACAAUUUUGUGUGAAUUGAAAAAGUAUGAACGAUCUCUAGAACAUUGUGCUCACAUUGCGUUCCUUACGUCACAGUAUCAUCUCAAAAACAAUCAAACGAGAAAAGGACUUACUUAUCUCAUUUCUCGAGUUCAUAUGUAUCCCCAAUGUGCCGAGUUGAGGAAGGUUCUGGCAAAUUAUUUAUUGGAGAAUUAUGGACAAAUGCGAAAGUAUUUUUUGGCCAUCAGUCAAAUGGCAUUGAGUGCUAUCGAUUUAGGGCACAGUAGCACCAAAAAAAGUUCAUGUUUGGAAGAUGCACAUUCUUUGAUGACGGCCAGUAGAGCAUUGAAAGCUGUGGAUAAAAAUAAAUCGAUGAAACUCAUUCAACGAGCCAUACACUUAUGUCCCCAAAACAAAGAUGCGUGGAAUGCUUUGGCUGUGAGUGUUGGAGCUUGAUUAAUAUUGAAUGAAAAAUAAUGCUUUUUUAAAAGAA